This is a messenger RNA of Camelus dromedarius (Arabian camel), 3119 nucleotides long. It is a transcript of the gene MRI1, whose product is annotated as methylthioribose-1-phosphate isomerase 1. Lineage: Eukaryota; Metazoa; Chordata; Mammalia; Artiodactyla; Camelidae. The transcript has 6 exons. The coding region runs from base 836 to 1813 and encodes 325 amino acids. The record is from RefSeq and is a predicted model, not a curated record. Gene Ontology annotation, molecular function: S-methyl-5-thioribose-1-phosphate isomerase activity.
GAGGAGGGUUUUAAAGUUGCCGGAUGCAGCCGGGGCUGGAGCACACAAGUGUGGGUUGUUUAUUAUCCCCAGCCUAUGGGGACACCUUGGAAGGGUCGUGAAAGAGUCCCAAGCACGUUCCUUCUCCUGAAGGAAACGAGUAAACUGAGAAAACAGCCCAGAAACAGCUGAGCAUCCACCAGGAGACUCAUGGCCCACCACCUGCCCCAAAAUUCUGGAGAAAGGUCAUUUCGCAGAUAUCGAUGGAGCACUUGCAGUGCACCAGGCACUAUCCUAGCUCCUGGAGAUACAGCAGUGAACAAAUCAGACACACGGCCCUCUUGGGGCUGAUGGUUCUGGCUGCCCCGAGGUGGUGGUAGUAAAGUAAAGCCCUCAGGCCUUUACUCCCCGCGGAGAUGGGAAAGUCUCAGGGCAGCAGUAAGAGUCCGUUCGGUCUUGGAACGUCCAAUUAGGGCCUUACUCUACGUCAGGCGACAAGCAGCACUCACUCUGGCUAGAGGAGUCUGGCACCUAAGGGUGCCCACCUGGGACUCGGGGGUCUUGCUAUAGCCAAGCGCUUAACACAAGACCUGGCAUGCGGUAGUUGCCCCAUAAAUGGUGGCACUUUUGUGGUUCCGAGGGGGUGGCUAACUGUCCAGGCUUGGCCGGGAAGGUUAGGUAGUAUCCACCACGUGGAUGGCUGGUACCGAGAACCUGCCGGGUUGGUGUGCGCACGCGCGUCCUCCUGGAGGCCCGCCCCUGGGGCCCCGGCCUCGCCCCCUUAGCGCGUUCUGGCCCCGCCCUUGGUGCGCGCGGGUCUCCGGAGUGCUCUUGUGGUGAGCUUGGCGGCGACAAGAUGACUUUGGAGGCGAUCCGCUACUCACGGGGCUCACUACAGAUCCUUGACCAGCUGCUGCUGCCCCAGCAGAGCCGCUACGAGGCGGUGGGCUCAGUGCGCCAGGCCUGGGAGGCCAUCCGCGCUAUGAAGGUUCGGGGUGCCCCAGCCAUUGCGCUCGUGGGCUGCCUCAGCCUUGCGGUGGAGCUGCAGGCGGGCGCCGGGGGACCGGGACUCGCCGCGCUCGUGGCCUUCGUGCGCGACGCGCUGAGCUUCCUUGUCACCGCCCGGCCCACUGCCGUCAACAUGGCCCGCGCCGCCCGAGACCUGGCCGAGGCUGCAGCCCAGGAGGCGGAGCGGGAGGGCGCCACCGAGGAGGCGGUCCGGGAGAGAGUGAUCCACUGGGCUGAGGACAUGCUGGAGAAAGACCUCAGGGACAAUCGAAGCAUUGGGGACCUGGGAGCCCGCCACCUCCUAGAGCGGGCAGCACCCGGGGGCGACAAGGUGACGGUACUGACCCACUGCAACACUGGUGCACUGGCCACCGCUGGCUAUGGCACAGCCCUAGGUGUGAUCCGCUCACUGCACAACUUGGGCCGUCUAGAGCGUGCCUUCUGCACGGAGACUCGGCCUUACAACCAGGGAGCCCGGCUGACAGCCUUCGAGCUGGUCUACGAACAAAUCCCCGCCACCCUCAUUGCAGACAGCAUGGCGGCAGCUGCCAUGGCCCACCAGGGCGUGUCAGCCGUGGUUGUGGGAGCCGACCGUGUGGUUGCCAAUGGCGACACAGCCAACAAAGUGGGAACCUACCAGCUAGCCAUCGCCGCCAAGCACCAUGGCAUCCCCUUCUAUGUGGCUGCCCCCAGCUCCUCCUGUGACCUCCGUCUGGAGACAGGCCAGGAGAUCAUCAUUGAGGAGCGCCCCGGCCAGGAGCUGACCGAUGUCAAUGGGGUCCGGAUUGCGGCACCCGGCUUAAUUAGCACUGGUCAAAAUCCCUAAGACCAUGAAAAGCGGAGUUGACAACUCACCUUGCCCCUCCCCCAAGAAAACCGAGUAACGCAGGCCGUCCCGGGGCCCCCGACAGUCUGCUCUGGCAAUGGUGACAGAGAUGCAGACCCCAGGGGGAUGGAUCUUCUGAUUUUUCCAAGAGAAGCCAUACUUUUUUUUUAAAACAAGAUAAGUGCAUUUAAUGUGUUUAAAGAAAUUAACUUCUUUUUUAAGUAUUACUUUUUAAAUCUUUUUUACCACCUUUACUGUGGUAUAAUUCCUGUACAGUAAACUACACAUAUUUCAGAUGUACAAUUUGACGAAUUUUGAUAGAUGUAUACACCUAUGGAACCACCACAAUCAAGAUAGCUACUAUGAAAUUUCCCACAUUUUGAAAGCUGGCAGCUAAUUCAGUGGUCUUAAAAAACGAUGAGCCAGAGACAAGAAAGUUACAGGCCACCAGUUUGCAGCCUCUUGUGUAAGAGAUUGUUAGUCAUUCAGUAACUAUUUUUGAGCACCUGACCAGUGCUAGGUUCUGGGGAUACAGGAGUGAAAAAAGAUACAAAAGUUCCUGCCCUCAUGGAACUGACAGUCCAGUGGGGAGACAGAUGACAAACACAAUAAAUAAUAAAAUGAGUGCAUGUUAGGAAGGAGAAAUAAAUGAGGUGAGGAAGGAUUAAACAGUAUGAUCAGAGAAGUUCUCACUGAGGUGGUGACAUUUGAGCAAAGAUCUAGAGGAAAUGAGACAUCAAAUCACAUGCCUAUCUGAGAGAAAGCAUCCAGGCAGAGGGCACAGCCUGUGCAAAGGCCCUGAGGUGGAUUGUUGGAGGUUUCUGGGAGCAGGCAUAAGUGGGGUGGGUGUAUAUAAGACUUUGAAGCUUUCUUCUUGAACAGCAACAAUGCAGGAAUGGUAGGGGAUCUAAAUUCAUUACUAGGUGUCAAAACCCAUGCCUUUGUGAAUUUGUGGGAUGAGGAUCCCCAGAUUCUCAAGGAUCCCCAAUCCCAAGAACCACCAUGGGAGAAACAGGUGACAAUAGCUUGAGAACUUUCACUGAACCAAAUACCUGCCCUCUUGCCCCCCCUUGCCCCUGCAGGAAUUGCGAUUUGGAAUCCUGCCUUCGAUGUCACCCCGCACGACCUCAUCACCGGUGGCAUCAUCACGGAGCUGGGUGUCUUCGCCCCUGAGGAGCUCCGGGCAGCCCUAAGUGCCAGGGGCUCCUGAGUGGGAGACCCUAGAUGGACUCCAGAAGUAACCAACCCAGCUCUCCAUAUCCUGCCCUCAUCCCUCUAGGUUUUAUAAUAAACAUAUUGAAUGGCC